AUGAAAUCGGAAGACGUUCGAAAAGUUGUAGUGCUAAUGAUUGACGAUGGAAUGUCACCGCGUGAAAUUGCUAAACAAUUACGAAAGGUGGUUAGUGAUUGUACAGUCAGCCGAUGGCAACAUUUAUAUAAAACAACAGGCACAAUUGAUUUGAAAACACCUGCUGGUGAACUCAGAAUUAUACGAACAAAAAAUCCCAUACAAAAGGUGAAACGUAGAUUUACUUAUAAGAGUCGACGAAGUGCAAGACAAUUAGCUAAAUCACUUCGAGUUUUCAGAAGAACAAUGAGUCGUAUAAUUCACGAGGAUCUUCAUUUACAUGCUUAUCAUGCUAGAACUCAGCCAAAUCUUCACGAUAAACAUAAACAACGAAGAAUAUCAUUUGCAUAUUGA
Molecule: messenger RNA, 393 nt
Organism: Rotaria sp. Silwood2
Lineage: Eukaryota; Metazoa; Rotifera; Eurotatoria; Philodinida; Philodinidae
Source: the annotation of a GenBank genome assembly